UCAACAGCUGCAGAGCGGAGCAGGCUUGGCUCAUUCCUCUGACCUGCCAGGAAGCAGAGCCUCCCAGANACCAGGCAGAGGCACUCAAACCUGACCUCCAGAGGACGGCGGCAGACAAGAAUCGCAGCUGGAAGAGCACUCCUUCAACCUUCUCCCUCCUCAGUCUUCCUUAACAUCCCUUUUGGGCCAAAGUCCCCGGAAUUCACCUGGAGGUGCCAUCUCUCUCUCAAUCCCUGGGGCUCAAGCCCCCUUGGGGGACCUGCAUCCCAGCAUGUCGGUAGCUGUGGAGACCUUCGGCUUCUUCAUGUCAGCCCUGGGACUGCUGAUGCUGGGGGUGACCCUUCCAAACAGCUACUGGAGAGUGUCUACGGUCCAUGGCAACGUCAUCACCACCAACACCAUCUUUGAGAACCUAUGGUACAGCUGUGCCACCGACUCCCUGGGAGUCUCCAACUGCUGGGACUUUCCGUCCAUGCUGGCCCUCUCUGGGUAUGUCCAGGGCUGCCGGGCUCUCAUGAUCACCGCCAUCCUCCUGGGCUUCCUGGGCCUCUUUCUAGGCAUGGUGGGGCUNCGCUGCACCAACGUGGGCAACAUGGAUCUCUCCAAGAAGGCCAAGCUGCUGGCCAUUGCAGGGACCCUCCACAUACUUGCUGAUCUCUAG
This is a messenger RNA of Mus caroli (Ryukyu mouse), 661 nucleotides long. Lineage: Eukaryota; Metazoa; Chordata; Mammalia; Rodentia; Muridae. The record is from RefSeq and is a predicted model, not a curated record.